CUGCAUUCGGAGAUGAGGAGCGAGAUGAAAGGGUGAUAAAUAUGUUAGCUUAUGCUGGGUUCAUGGGGGUAGAGCACGUUGCCCGUAUGAAGGUGGAUCAUAGUUUAAUAUGCGCUUUGGUGGAGAGAUGGAGGCCGGAGACACAUACUUUCCAUCUUCCAUUCGGUGAGGUUGGCAUUGGUCUACAAGAUGUGGCGAUGAUACUUGGUUUGCCCAUUCGAAGUAUGCCCCUUAGUGGUCCUACCAUUAAGGAUAAGGCUCAGUGGAUCGACCUGUGCACGCAGUCGUGUGGAUUCACUCCUCUAGAAACUCAUAUGCGCACGAGUGAUAUCACCAUGAGUGCUGUUACCCGUCACCUGAUUAUACCUGACAGUACAGACGAGGAGGUCACCCAACACACCAGGACCCUAAUAUGGCAAUUGCUUGGAGGGUUUUUGUUCCAUGACACGAGUGGGACAAGAAUACGAUUGUACUUUUUGGAAGUCUUGCAGGGUGACUUGGCUUUAGCCCGUCGAUGGAGUUGGGGAUCGGCGGUUCUCGGGUACCUCUACCAUAACUUGUGUAACGGCGCCAAGUGGGACACCAAACAAGUUGGCGGCUGUAUGCACUUGUUACAGAUUUGGGCUUGGUCGAGGAUUUCAAUGUUACGUCCCAAAGUACUUCAGGUCAUUCAACAUGACCAUCUUCCAUAUGGGUGCAAGUGGAUCGUCCCCAAAUCAUUUAAGGGAUCCCCGAGACAUUGCAUACGCUUGUACCGGGAUAACCUAGACCGCAUGAGUGAGAGUCAGUUUGAUUUCAUUCCCUACGCGUUCGAGACACUUCCACCUCUCAUCCUUAAUGAAGCUCCGCUUUGGUCGGCUAGGGUUAAGCUCCGCUUUGGUCGGCUAGGGUUAAGCUCAUAUUUUGCAAUAUGGCCGAAAUGCAUUACCCCGAUCGAUUUCUUCGGCAGUUCCAUAUAAGGCAAGAUAUUCCGGAUGCUCCUUUAACAGGUACUGAUAAUCACGGAAAUCGUUCCAACAUAGUAACCGGUGCCUUGGCGAUGUGGGCGAACAUACACGAUCACAUAUAUUUUCUUGAUUAUGGUCAACUUAUGUUCGUCGAAGCAACUAAUAGGUACCGAAAAUGGUACAACAAGCAUGGUAUGACACGUGUCCAGAACCCUUCUCACAAUGUGCCCACGACAGGCUACACCCCGACAGCACACGAUUGGGGUAUUGUGAAACAAGGUGUUCACGAGAUGUAUCAGCUCAUAGCCGAUCGCGCGAGUUAUGAGGACUUACACAAACGACUACAGCAGAUGGCCCUGGACGUAGGUAAUGAAGAGAUGCUCCACCAGGGCAUAUUCCAUUAUGAAGAUGAAGAUGAAGGUGGAAGUGACGAAGAGGAUGAUGCAGAUGAACAUGAAGGUGGGGGUGAGGACUCACCAUCGCUCCCUCAAUUCUCAACACAUGGUGUCUCAUUUGAUCAACCACCCCCUAAUUUCUCGACGCAUCAA
Molecule: messenger RNA, 1495 nt
Organism: Cuscuta epithymum
Lineage: Eukaryota; Viridiplantae; Streptophyta; Magnoliopsida; Solanales; Convolvulaceae
Source: the annotation of a GenBank genome assembly